This is a messenger RNA of Amaranthus tricolor (Joseph's coat), 1212 nucleotides long. RefSeq lists its product as uncharacterized. The transcript has 2 exons. Lineage: Eukaryota; Viridiplantae; Streptophyta; Magnoliopsida; Caryophyllales; Amaranthaceae. The record is from RefSeq and is a predicted model, not a curated record. The coding region runs from base 109 to 918 and encodes 269 amino acids.
CCUCUCCUUUCCUCGUCAUUUUCCGUUUCUCUUUUGCAACAAACCCUCUCAAGUCUCAAUAUCUCAGCCAUUCAAGCAAACAAAAAAAAAAGUAAAAAUUAUACAAAAAUGAGCAGAUUAAUGGAGGUUUCUCGCAUGGCUACUCCUUUGUAUCUCAGAUCUUUCUAUCUUAAUGCUGUUAACUUCUCCCCAUUUUCCCGUGAUAGCCAUGAACCGCUAAACCCUAAUUUUUCACUCCAUAAUAUUCAAUCGUAUUCAUCAUCAUCAUCUCAAAAUCCCAAUUCCAUCAACAGCACAAGUUAUUAUAUGAAUCGAAUAUUUCCAAAAUCUAAUACCAGUUUCCAAUUAACUAAUGGCAUUUCCUUAAAAGCCGAUGUCUUACGCUUAAAUGAACGAAUGUUCUUGGUUGAUUCUGGAAUUGGAACUCCCAGAACUUGUUUGGAAGACCAGCUUAUUGGUGUGAAAAACAAUCCAAAAACUCGAUUUGAAAAUAAGGUUGGGUUCAUGGAUUUAGUUGCUGGUGAAACAGUGGUUAGAAAGUUUAUGUUAGAGAGGAUUUUCAUUGAUUUAGUAGCUGGUGAUUUGACUGCGAAAGAACGAGCUUAUGGAAGGUUUAAUGACUUGGUUGCAGAAUCUGCAGAUGCUGAUAAUGUGGUGGCUGGUGAACCUUUACUUGUUCUUCCGAGAAGAUAUAGACAAAAGAGAGUUUCCAUGGAAUUACGUAAGAUUUGGAGGACAAAUUCUCAGGUGAAAGGGUUUUAUGUUAAACGAGUAAAAGGAGGUUAUGCUGUAGCAGUUGCGGGUUAUAUUGCUUUCGCUCCUUUCCGAGGGCAUUUUCAACUUGCAAGAGGGGGUUUCAAGGAUCGUUUCACUAUUGAGAGUCUUAAUUUGAAAGAUAAGGAUAUUGUCGUCGUUUAACCAACAUCGUUUACAUUAGGGUCUAUGAGAGUGGUCCGUAGGAGACGUCCAUCGCUGCAAUUCAAGGCUUAUGUCGAUGUUGGAUCACCGAACAAAAAUAUGAAUGCUGGCUUCAUCGAAGCUGCAAACUAGUCGCAAAACACGGAAACAUUCAGUUUGGAAUUAGACUCUGCAAUUUGCUUUUGAUUUAUUCUAGUCAAGUUUUUUACAAAUGCCCUAUUGCUAUUGAUUUGAGUAUAGUAAUAUGUGAUGAUUCAAUAUAAUCUUAUAUAAUCAAGCUAGACUUCAUUAUCA